Zophobas morio is the source of this 2281-nucleotide messenger RNA. RefSeq names its product facilitated trehalose transporter Tret1-like. The record is from RefSeq and is a predicted model, not a curated record. Gene Ontology annotation, molecular function: transmembrane transporter activity. Lineage: Eukaryota; Metazoa; Arthropoda; Insecta; Coleoptera; Tenebrionidae. Gene Ontology annotation, biological process: transmembrane transport. Gene Ontology annotation, cellular component: membrane. The transcript has 2 exons. The coding region runs from base 600 to 2054 and encodes 484 amino acids.
GAAAAAAAUUAGCUGUGAGUACGACUCUCCGAGGUGAGUGUGCAAAGUGAGCACGAGGAAAAGUGAGUGUCAUGGAUGGACCAUUUACUUCAAUUGAUUCGCGUGAUACAUCCUUCAAUUUAUAGCAAGUGCAAGUGCCAAUAUUGUUAUAAAAUAAAUCAAUUUAAUGAACUUCGCCUGCUAUAACCAGUUUCAAUGUCGUUACUUUUCUAAAGAAGUUUUUACACAAGAUUACAAGUUUCAUACUGCUAAAGAACAUCAAAGUCAUAAUUUUAGAGAGCCAGAGUCUCAAACUCCAUCGUGUGGUAAAGAAAUCGUGUGUUAAAAACUUAGAAAACAAAAAGUUUAUUCAUAAAAAACACGAACAAAAAUAUUUAAAGACUACUUAACGAGAUCUUAAGCAAUUACCGCCGACAUAAAAAAACUUGGUCAAAAAAAAUGUACACGACAAAAAACGGACACACUUUUUAACAUUCCUCAAUUUAGUGCUAAAAUAUUGCCAAUAGACGAUACAAUUUCAUCUAAUUAUCGCAAUGACUUGUUCCAUGAUCGUUAACACAGCAGCUGGUCAAUCAGUUUCAAUUUGAGGUGCUGUAACCAUGCGGGACACAAGUGUAACUCAAAUUUUUAAGGGAACUCUCCCUCAACUGAUCGCUGUCAUUACUGGUACCAUGAGCGCCCUUUCCGAUGGAAUGCACUACGGCUGGUCCGCCCCCCUCAUCCCCGUCCUCCAAUCCGACACCAGCCCUGUGAAAAUCACCGAAUCCGACGCCGCCUGGCUCGAAAACAUCUACCUCCUCGGAGGGAUCGCAGGCCUACCCGUAACCAUCUUCCUAGUCGACCGAAUAGGCCGCCAAAAAACCAUCCUAGGCGCCUGCGUUACUAGCCUCAUCGCUUGGACCACCAUCGCCGCCGCCACUUCCAUCGAGUGUCUUUACGCCGCCCGAUUCCUCGCGGGCUUCUCCGGCGACGUCAACUUCGUCGCCGCCCCCAUGUACAUCGCCGAAAUCGCCGACCAAAAAAUCCGGGGUUUCCUCUCCGGCGUCAUCUACCUAAUGAUGCUCAUAGGAAUCCUAAUAAUCUACUCAGUGGGACCGUUCGUCCCCGUUUAUGCCUCGUGUGUCGUGGGGGCGGUAUUCUUAAUCUUCGAACUCAUCACCUACCCCUUCAUGCCCGAAUCGCCAUACUACCUUCUAGCCAAAAACCGGUACGAGGCGGCGCAGAAGUCGCUACGCCGCCUCCGAGGCACCCAGAACGUGGAUAAAGAGUUACAAGAGAUAGCUCAGGCUGUGCAGCGACAACGCAGCGAGCGUGGCCGCCCCCAAGACCUCCUACUAGUCAAGAGCAAUCGCAAAGCCUUGUUGAUUAUGAGUGUCCUCAACGGGUCGCAGCACCUCAGCAGUAUUAGUGUGAUAUUGAUGAACUUGCACAAGAUUUUGGAGGCGGCGGGGUCGAUUUACAUCGCUCCCAAAGCGGCGGCGAUUAUUUUUUCAGCGGUGAUGCUUUCAGCGGCGUCGUCGGCGUCGUUCGUUAUCGAUAGGUACGGCCGCAAGAUUCUUCUAACCACUUCUAGUUUCCUAACUGGGCUGUCACUACUCGUCGUGGCGAUCUACUUUCAGUUGAAGAAUUCGGAUAUUGAUGUGGCGGCGGUCAGUUGGAUACCGACGGUGGCGGUGAUGGUUUAUGCAGCGGUUUUCAAGAUGGGGUUAGGAAUGGUGCCGAUUGUGAUGACGGCGGAGCUUUUCCCUGCACGGGUUAAAGCGAUGGGGAUAACCGCCUCCAAUAUGAUGUAUUUAGUUUUUGCGCUGGUUUCCAUUGAGGUGUACCAUGUGUUGAGUGAAAAGUACGGGAUUCAGGUUCCCUUUUUUAUGUUUGGGGGGGCUUGUUUGGUCACGGCGGUGUUUUCCGCUUUCUUCAUUCCGGAAACUAAGGGGAAAACUCUGGAUGAGAUCCAGUUUAUCUUGAAGGGGGAACCGUAUCCCCCACGGGGUCUUGAAAAUGGUAGUAAAAGUAAGGACAGUGUUGAAGAUAAAGAGGGUGAAGUUAGGCAUUAAAGUUGAUAGUUUGUUGCCAAUUCGCAAGCUUAGAUCAUGUACAUAGAGGCAAUAAUCUGUGACUAGAAGUGAUAACACCUUUGUUAUUGUUAAAUUCUUCUAUGUAGGUUUAGAAAUCGUUGAUAGCUACUUGUGAUUUAGAAUAAGAUGCAAAGAAAAUGUUGUGUAUGCUGUUUUCUGUAACUCAUCCAAUAAAUCGGAGAUUUGUCUCAGGUUAUUAAACGGAA